AAUCUGAAGCCAACUUCCGUGUCGUCAUUUUCUGGGCGUUUCCAUGGUGACGUCAGCAGGUCGUUGUGAACUGACUGACACGUACGGUUUUAUUAACAAAAAAUAAAUAAAGAAGUCAGAGUCAAACAGCUCGGAGCAGUGGAGAGGCAAGGGAGACAUUAGCUGAACAAAAAUCUCUUCAGAUCUCACUUCCUGGUGCCACCAUGAAUGUGUUCGACCGCAACAUCAACUUUGAUGCUCUCUUCAAGUUCUCCCAAAUAUCUCACUCAACUCAGGUGCACUUGAAGAAUGUGUACUCCAGCCUGGCAGUUUGUAUGUUCGUGGCUGCAGCUGGCUCCUAUGUCCAUGUUGUUACACGCCUCUUUCAGGGCGGUGUUCUGUCUGUGCUCGGCUCCCUGGGGAUGAUGUUCUGGCUGGCCAUGACACCACACAACUCUGAGACAGAGAAGAAGAGACUGGCUAUCCUCGCAGGAUUUGCCUUCCUCACAGGUGUUGGCCUUGGCCCCACACUGGACUUUGUCAUCGCUGUGAAUCCGAGCAUCAUUGUGACGGCUUUCAUGGGAACCUCUGCGAUUUUCAUUUGCUUCACUCUCAGCGCCCUCUAUGCCAAGCGAAGGAGCUACCUGUUUCUUGGAGGCACACUGAUGUCUGGCCUUUCCCUUCUAUUCCUGAUGUCUGUGAUGAACAUGUUCUUUGGAUCUCUGAUGCUGUUUAAGGCACACAUGUACCUCGGGCUGUUCAUCAUGUGCGGCUUUGUACUGUUUGACACCCAGCUCAUCAUUGAGAAAGCAGAGAACGGCGACAAGGACUAUGUCUGGCACUGUGUGGACCUGUUCCUCGAUUUCAUCACCAUCUUCAGGAAACUGAUGGUCAUCCUUGCCUUGAACGAUAAGGAGAAGAAGAAGGAAAAGAAGUAAAGAACGUUUGAGAAGCUGGAAAACAACAAUCUGUCAGAAAAGGCACAAUUUGCAGCGCACUUGGUGCUUUUUACUUUCUGUCUUCAUUUCUUGAAUUAACUCCUAUGUGGUCUUAUAUUAUUGAAAUUCCUUUGAUUUAUUUUUCAAACUUACAACCAGGGUUGAAUGUAAGUUUAUGGUACACUAACGCUAGUCCAAUCUUGGCUGUGAAUGGAAAAUAGACUAAAGCUGCAGUGAUCAGUCUUGGCCUGUAGAUGGAAGCGUUGCUUUAUGAAGGCUUAGCAGGUGAGCAGCACUUAAUGACGAUUUUUAUAUUACUGUUAUUUAGUGCCAUGAAUUAAUUACAUAAUAGGCUCCUUUUAGUGGGUCGUGAGCUUCUGAGAAUGAUCGUUGUUUCAUUUGAAGUUAUGUAAAAUUUUUCGUUGAUUUGCUUAUUUAUAGGUUUCCUCUGUACUCUUCUUUAGUGGAGUGUCACAAGAUUUGAUGUCCCAUGAUUCUGACAACAGUUCCCUCUUUCGAAAAUUUCCUACUUAAUUGUUUGGGUUUUUUUUUUUUUUUUUUUUGACAAAUUUUGUUUUGUGAAAAAUUUGAGUAAGAAUGAUGAAACCUGGUAAUGCUGACAAACUAUGACAGCCUGUCAGACUCAUGAUUUACAGUAACUCCUUCAAAUGGACUCUCAGCCACUUGGUGGUCUGGAUUUUGGAUUUUGGCUGGUGGAGGAAUCGGUGCCAUCUGUCCAUAUUUUCAACUUGAAGCAAAAAUGGGCAAGUUCACACCACUCCUUGUAAAUUUCUCCAAAUAUCUGUUGUCUAGAAAUUAGUUUGCCAAAUGAUGUGACGUUAACCUUACAAUUUGACAUUGGUAUGUUUUUUUUUUUGUUUUUUUUGAAAGUGUAUACUGUGAAGAAUUUAUUUUAUUGAUGUAAAAUUGAAACUAAUAAUUUGAUACAUUUGCUCAAAUAAAUGUGUUGAACGUA
Seriola aureovittata is the source of this 1893-nucleotide messenger RNA. RefSeq names its product testis enhanced gene transcript (BAX inhibitor 1) (gene tmbim6). The coding region runs from base 204 to 917 and encodes 237 amino acids. Gene Ontology annotation, biological process: negative regulation of RNA splicing; negative regulation of endoribonuclease activity; negative regulation of apoptotic signaling pathway. Lineage: Eukaryota; Metazoa; Chordata; Actinopteri; Carangiformes; Carangidae. Gene Ontology annotation, molecular function: enzyme binding. Gene Ontology annotation, cellular component: mitochondrial membrane. The record is from RefSeq and is a predicted model, not a curated record. The transcript is spliced from 10 exons.